Molecule: messenger RNA, 2665 nt
Organism: Styela clava
Lineage: Eukaryota; Metazoa; Chordata; Ascidiacea; Stolidobranchia; Styelidae
Product: secreted frizzled-related protein 2-like
Biological process (GO): non-canonical Wnt signaling pathway; canonical Wnt signaling pathway
Molecular function (GO): Wnt-protein binding
Source: RefSeq, a predicted model, not a curated record
CAACUUGAAUUUCCAUCCUAUCAAUUAUAAAGGUUAUUCAAUCAAGAUACGAAAUUUAAAUAGCAAAUUCAGUCGUGUAAACAUACGAAAUAAAUUACCAAAUAAUUAACAAUGUAGAUAAAUACGGAAACUUCCGAUAAGGCACGCGUUUAGAAAUACAAUGCACGGAAAUUACUCGCGUGCUGUUGUUUGUUUUUGACCAUAAGGUAUUCAUAAGAUGAUCAGUAGGGUGAAGCCGUUUAACCAAAACAAUUCAGCAGUUAUCAGUAAUUACCCCCUCCCGUUCAAAAGCAAACAUGAGAAUAUAGUUUACGUAUGUAAUAUGUCGAUUAUAUUACUUCGUCUAAUCCUAGCUUUUAAAGGAUUACCAUACCUUUGAAAAAUAAAGGGUGAAGAUGGCGAUAUAAAAGCAUUUCGUUGAUGGCAGAGGUAUAAUAGUUGUUUUGUGAAGGUUUUGCUUAGCUGGCAGCUUCAUUCGUAGUGGCACAUACAUAGCCGUCAUAAAAGAAUACGCUUUGCUGGGAAAUCGCAUGGUCCUAUACAACCUCUACUUGACUCUUUUAACUCUGAAGUGCUUUAAAAGCCACAACCAAGGAAUCGGUAUAAAUUAGACAAAUAACACCGAUUUCAUUUAUUGUACCUGCAAAAGUUAGCCUACUUUAGAUUUCAGUUAGAAGAAGUACCAGUGGUAAAUAAACAUUACUGAUUUCUGAGAUGUAUUCAGACUAUUUGAAAGCAAAACAAAUAGAAACCUUCAUCUCAAACGCGACAAAAUAUUGCAGCCUACUCCAGGAUGAGACCCAAACGGUGGUGAAAUUGCGGUGGCGUUCAAACGGCACAAACCGACACGCGCGCUUUUUCGUCUCUGCGUAGCUGAAAUCACUUUUGCACUCAAUAUAAAAGCUUUUGAGAGACGAACAAGACCUCAUUCUCUCGUAACUGUUAGACCGGCUUGGUUUUGCGAAGUGGAUCGUACUUCAGAAACCCUAUUGUCAUUCAUGUUACGCAUAUGUAUUCUAAUAUAUCAAAACUAUGCCAAAAUCGUGGGAUCUCAAUAUACGGCGGUGCUCCUGAUGGGUAGACACAACCGUCGUUCGAUAAAUAUCGUAGACAUUUUAACGAUGGCAAGCCCCGUACGGUUAUCCUAGCUUUAGUACUUACUGAUCGACAUGUUUUCAUUUGUCAGGUAUAUUGAUUGGCUUAUAAGGAAAAACGAAUAUGAAAUUUUUUAUAAUACUGGCAACAGUUUUGUUGAUUACUUUGAUUUUAUGUGUUGAUGCCGCUCAAGAAACAGCAGCGAAGUCCCAUAAGAAGCGGCCUACUCGAAGGAUAUUAGACUCUUCCAAUGUAGUAGUCGAAAAACGUCAGCGCAGGAAAAACAGGAACAAAAAGAAGGGGGUUUCGAGAUUGCCCCCGCCGGUUUCUGUGGCUUCGCCAGUCGUGGAAGCUUUCACCGAUAUAUUUCACCCACCCGUAACGGAAUACAGACAGACUCAGUGUAAAGAAAUUCCACCGCAGUUUGCCCUUUGUUAUGACAUUGGGUAUAAAAAAAUGCACUUGCCAAACCUCCGUGGACAUGAUUCCAUGGACGAACUUCAAAAACAAUCCAAUGAAUGGACUCCUUUACUGGCCACCAGAUGUCAUCCCGAAGCGCGAAAGUUUCUAUGCUCUGUAUUCGCACCGGUUUGCGUUGAAGAUUUCAGCAAACCCAUCCCCCCAUGCCGAUCACUUUGCGAAGCAGUACGUGACGGUUGUUCUCCUGCAAUGGCGCGGUUCGCUUACCCUUGGCCACACAUGCUAGAUUGUUCUCAAUUCCCUGCUGACGAUACCCUAUGCAUUCCUUCAGAGACGCCGAAGAUAUCAACGCCCAAUAUGACCCCUUCUGCUACUAAGACAUGUGCGCCUUGCCGUCAAAAGAAAAUAACUUCAAGUUUCAAGAAAAAGCUAUGUUCUUUUGAUUUUGUCAUGAAAGCACGGGUAAAGCUGGUCUCAUAUCACAAAGGCAGUACAAAAAUCUUACUGGAAAAGAAAUCUCGUUCGGUCUUCAAGUGGCUUGAUCAAGUAGACUCAAAAUCAGCAGGUCGGAAAAUGGCUAAAAAGAGUACGAUUUGGAUGAAAGAUGGUUUGAACUGCACUUGUGAUGUCUUGGAUGGUGUACACAGCGACUACCUUAUCGCAGGAUGGCAGCAAGGCAGUAAAUUGAAGCUCCAUAGCAUCACUAAGUGGCGAAGAUCAAAUAAAAGAAUUAGCAAGCUACUGAAACGAAAAAAUUGUGGCAUGAAUUACGCCAAGAAUAAGAGGAGUGGAGGACAUUGAACUAAAAUAUAAGAGCAUCACCACGUUCUAUACAAAGGCACUUCUUCCAAAGGAAUGGAAGAAAAGAUGAGAGCAGGAAGCGAUGACAAUAUUAGUAAGACUGGAUUCUGGAAGAUUUAUCUUCGACUUUUCGUCCCACAAUUAGAGAUGAUGUACUUGGAAAUACCCAAACAUGCGGCGGUGUAAUUGUAAUUAAACUUGAGCAGGAUAUACAAAGGAUUUGUGUAUGUACAAUCUUUCAUAUUCGCUCUAAGUAUGCAUAAUAUCAAGCAUUUUCACAAUCUUUCAUCCGACUAAUAUGUUAAAGAAGCUGGACUAUAAACAAUUAAUAAUGGUUUAGGAUAAAUCU